AGAAAAGAAACACAGAAAAAGGCAGAAGUAGCUUCCCUUCUCCUUCUUCCAACCCAACACGGCUAAGAAAUCCCCAAUUUCCCCUCAAAAUUAAUCCGAAGCGGCGAAAGCCCAAUUCAAUUCAGAGGUCUCUCUAUCUCUUCUUCUCUCUCAAAGUCCUAAUCCUUCCCCAAUCCGAUCCCUCUUCCUCAACGUUGAGGCGUAAAUUCCCAGGAGAUUGAGAGGGGUCGAUAAUCGAAGGGGAGCAACCAUGUUUACCAGGCUUUUUGGGAAACCGAAAACGGAAUCCAGUGCCCUAACCACCUUAGACAAGUUAAAUGAGACGCUUGAAAUGCUUGAGAAAAAGGAGAAAGUACUACAGAAGAAGGCUGCCGCUGAAGUUGAAAGGGCCAAGGAGUUCACCAGAGCAAAGAAUAAACGAUCUGCUAUACAAUGUUUGAAGAGGAAGAAGCUGUACGAACAGCAAAUAGAGCAGCUUGGAAACUUCCAACUCCGAAUCCAUGAUCAGAUGAUAAUGCUAGAAGGUGCAAAAGCCACUACUGAAACUGUAGAUGCCUUGAGAACUGGAGCAGCUGCCAUGAAGGCAAUGCAGAAAGCAACGAACAUAGAUGACGUGGACAAGACCAUGGAUGAGAUUAAUGAGCAGACCGAGAACAUGAAACAGAUCCAGGAAGCUUUGUCAACUCCAAUUGGUUCAGCUGCUGAUUUUGAUGAGGAUGAAUUGGAAGCAGAACUUGAAGAGCUGGAAGGUGCUGAGUUGGAAGAACAACUUCUUCAGCCUGCAACUACUGCUCCUGCAGCUCCAGUGCAUGUCCCAGAAGGAAGGCAACCAACACGUCCUGUUCCCCAGAAGCGCACUGCCGAAGAAGAUGAACUGGCUGCUUUGCAGGCUGAGAUGGCACUAUAAGCAGGUGUGUCUUCUGCAGAAUGGAACCGAACGAAUCUAUGUAAAGAAUUGGUCUGAUUUUAUGAUGGGGUUAUCUGCUCCUCUCGUGCAUCCAUAUUGCUUUGUGGCUUCAUUAUUAAACAGAUUGUAUAUAAAGGUGGGCAUAAAUUCAAACCGUGUCCCCUUUGCAACUUGUAUUCUGAGUUUCCGAAUUUUCUCCCUUUUUCUUCUUACCUUUUUCAACUUUUCUCUUGGAACAUAUGUUCAAUGUUCUGUCAAGCAUUAAUGAAUAGCUAUUUUGUGAUAUUACCAAGUCGAUAGUUCUAAAUGA
Rosa chinensis is the source of this 1217-nucleotide messenger RNA. Its product is annotated as vacuolar protein sorting-associated protein 32 homolog 2. Gene Ontology annotation, cellular component: ESCRT III complex; cytoplasmic side of plasma membrane; multivesicular body. The transcript has 8 exons. Bases 251 to 907 code for a protein of 218 amino acids. NCBI's taxonomy places the organism in Eukaryota, Viridiplantae, Streptophyta, Magnoliopsida, Rosales, Rosaceae. Gene Ontology annotation, biological process: late endosome to vacuole transport via multivesicular body sorting pathway; vesicle budding from membrane. The record is from RefSeq and is a predicted model, not a curated record.